Messenger RNA from Manihot esculenta (cassava), 3704 nucleotides. RefSeq names its product homeobox-leucine zipper protein ANTHOCYANINLESS 2. Gene Ontology annotation, molecular function: lipid binding; DNA-binding transcription factor activity, RNA polymerase II-specific; DNA binding. Gene Ontology annotation, biological process: regulation of DNA-templated transcription. Lineage: Eukaryota; Viridiplantae; Streptophyta; Magnoliopsida; Malpighiales; Euphorbiaceae. The transcript is spliced from 9 exons. The coding region runs from base 850 to 3306 and encodes 818 amino acids. The record is from RefSeq and is a predicted model, not a curated record.
UUUGAUUUUCUUUGCAUUAUUGAAUUCACAGAGUUUGAGAAACCAAACAGAGUCAACUCAUCCUUUUUGGAGCUUUGUAUUUGUAAGGCUUCCAACACUCCACUCUCGCCUUUCGUUUUUAUCUUCAUUCUCUUCUUCGAUUCGUUUCAUCCCCUCUUUUUCUUUCACCUUUGCUCGCUAGUCUGCUUCUGCUCCUUCCAACCUCAGUACGCUCGACCCUUUUUCUUUCAUGCAGCUAACCAGAUACAAUAGUACUUUUCCCCACAACUAGGGUUCUUCAUUUUUCUUCCCUUUUUCUCUUCUCUUCUCUUCUUUUUCGACGCAUCGCCUCUGUGAUUUUGUUUUUUCUUUUGGAUCUUUCUCUCCGUUUUCUGCUCUUUUUUUGGGCUAUAGCGUGAUAAACUUUUAAGGAGAGAGAGAGGGAUAGAGAACGAAGUGCUAAGCAGGAGUUUAAAGUGGUUUUGCUUGCCUUCUUUCUCUUUCUUUCUCUCUGAAAAUAAUAAAAAGUUUCUGUGGAGAGCAAGUUGGAGACAUUUGGACAUUUUCCUUGUGUCUCCUCUACCUCUUUGCCUUUCUUUUGCUUUCCUUCUCCCAAUCUUUCAAGCUUUGUAUUCUCAAAUGCUUUUUCUCAAGUUUUAUACUAUUAUUUAUUGAUUUUCAAUUUUUGGGUUGGCUUGUUUGGGUCUUAAAUUUCAUGGGUCUGGUUGAUAAAUGAAGAAUAGCUGUUAAAGAUUGCCGCGUGAGAGAAGUGCUUGUAAAUUUUUAGAGAAUAAGAGGCAAAUCUAGAAGGGGGAUAAGUGAUAUACUGGGAGAAGAUAUAGGAUAAAAAACAGGCUUUCAAUCAAGUUCAUGAGUUUUGGGGGUUUCCUUGAAAACGGUAGUCCUGGUGGUGGAGGUGCAAGAAUCGUGGCGGACAUAGCAUACAGCAGCAGCAGCAUGCCCGCUGGUGCAAUAGCUCAGCCACGCCUUAUCUCUCAUUCGCUCACUAAAUCCAUGUUCAACUCCCCUGGACUGUCUCUAGCUCUUCAACAACCCAACAUAGAUGGUCAAGGUGACGUACCUAGGAUGGUCGAAAACUUUGAGCCAAACGGUGCUAGGAGGAGCAGAGAAGAAGAACAUGAGAGCAGAUCUGGGAGUGAUAAUCUGGACGGAGCUUCUGGUGAUGAUCAAGACGCAGCUGACAAUCGUCCAAGGAAGAAGAGAUAUCACCGACACACUCCACAGCAAAUUCAAGAACUGGAAGCUCUGUUCAAGGAGUGUCCUCAUCCUGACGAGAAACAAAGAUUGGAGCUUAGCAGAAGGCUUUGCUUGGAGACCAGGCAAGUCAAGUUCUGGUUUCAAAAUCGCCGAACCCAAAUGAAGACCCAAUUGGAACGCCACGAGAACACAUUACUCAGGCAAGAGAACGACAAACUUCGGGCAGAGAACAUGUCCAUUAGGGAUGCUAUGAGAAACCCAAUUUGUUCCAACUGCGGUGGUCCUGCAAUUAUUGGUGAUAUUUCGCUUGAAGAGCAGCAUUUGACGAUUGAGAAUGCCCGCUUAAAAGAAGAACUAGAUCGUGUUUGUGCCCUUGCUGGAAAGUUCUUGGGUCGCCCCAUUUCUUUGUUGGCUAAUUCUAUUGGCCCUCCGAUGCCAAAUUCGAGCUUGGAGCUUGGUGUUGGUAAUAAUGGUUUUGGUUGUUUAAGCAACGCUGCUGCAACAGUACCUUUGGGGCCUGAUUUUUCCAAUGCUUUGCCUGUGGUGACCCAAACUAGACCACCAACAGCUAGCAUGACAGGCUUUGAUAGAUCACUUGAGAGAUCUAUGUUCCUGGAACUGGCGUUGGCUGCCAUGGAUGAGUUGGUUAAGUUGGCGCAGACUGAUGAGCCUCUUUGGUUCAGGAGCUUGGAGGGGGGUAGGGAAGUAUUGAACCAUGAAGAAUAUAUGAGAAUUUUCACUCCUUGCAUUGGCAUGAAACCUAGUGGGUUUGUUUCUGAGGCUUCCAGGGAGACUGGCAUGGUAAUCAUCAAUGGUUUGGCUCUUGUAGAGACUUUGAUGGACUCGAAUCGAUGGGCAGAAAUGUUUCCUUGUAUGAUUGCCAGGACAUCUACCACUGAUGUGAUAUCCACUGGAAUGGGGGGAACUAGAAAUGGUUCACUUCAGUUGAUGCAUGCUGAGCUCCAAGCUCUAUCUCCUUUGGUCCCCGUUCGAGAGGUCAAUUUCCUCCGGUUUUGCAAGCAGCACGCGGAGGGGGUGUGGGCUGUUGUUGACGUAUCCAUUGACACCAUCAGAGAAACUUCCGGUGCGCCAACAUUUGUGAACUGCAGGAGGCUUCCUUCUGGUUGUGUGGUUCAGGAUAUGCCUAACGGGUACUCCAAGGUUACAUGGGUUGAGCAUGCAGAAUAUGACGAGACUCAAAUUCACCAACUCUACCGGCCGUUGAUUAGUUCCGGUAUGGGCUUCGGCGCCCAGCGGUGGGUCGCCACCCUUCAACGUCAAUGCGAGUGUCUAGCUAUUCUCAUGUCCUCUACUGUUCCCACCAGGGACCACACAGCGAUUACCUCAAGUGGGAGACGAAGCAUGCUGAAGCUGGCUCAGAGAAUGACGGAUAACUUCUGUGCUGGGGUAUGCGCGUCGACGGUCCACAAAUGGAACAAGCUGAACGCAGGAAAUGUGGAUGAAGAUGUCAGGGUGAUGACUAGAAAGAGCGUGGAUGAUCCUGGCGAGCCUCCGGGUAUUGUAUUGAGUGCUGCGACUUCAGUUUGGCUGCCUGUUUCUCCUCAGAGGUUGUUCGAUUUUCUGCGCGAUGAACGGUUGAGAAGUGAGUGGGACAUUUUAUCCAACGGUGGACCCAUGCAGGAGAUGGCCCACAUUGCCAAGGGCCAGGAUCAAGGCAACUGCGUCUCUCUCCUACGUGCAAGUGCCAUGAACGCGAACCAGAGCAGCAUGCUGAUCCUGCAGGAGACAUGCAUAGACGCAGCGGGGUCGCUUGUAGUGUACGCUCCCGUUGACAUUCCAGCCAUGCACGUGGUGAUGAACGGUGGAGAUUCUGCCUAUGUAGCUCUCCUUCCAUCGGGAUUCGCUAUUGUCCCUGACGGUCCUGGCUCCCGUGGGUCCCCUGGCACCGCUAAUGACCCAACUAGUAAUAACGGAGGUGGUCCAGGCGGCCAACACAGAGUGAGUGGGUCCCUUCUGACGGUGGCAUUCCAAAUUUUGGUGAAUAGUCUCCCUACGGCCAAGCUUACUGUUGAGUCGGUGGAGACGGUGAACAAUCUCAUCUCCUGCACUGUCCAAAAAAUCAAAGCAGCGCUUCAAUGUGAAAGCUGAUCCAUGAAUAGUGUCGUCUCAAUUUUUAUUUUUAUUUUUACUUUUUUUAACAUGAGCGUCUCUUUAUGUAUUGUUUAGUCAUUCGUGUCUGAUUGGCGGUAAUGGUGGCCCAAGUGUGACAAAAGAAAUUCGAGUUUUUGUGGGUGUUUGAGUCAAGAACGAACCGCGCGUGGAAACUCCUUGCAUGGAGGUUGAAAAAAGUGUGUAGGAUACUGGGGUGCAAACACAGUAUGAAAGCGCAAGGGUGGUGGUUCGGGUAUUGACUCAGGUCGACCCCUGAGUUUGGCUCUAUGAGUAAACAAGAUUAUUUCUAAAACAGGAACUGUUUAUUAAAUCAGACCCUCUUUUUAUGGAUUUUGUUAUUGGGUUGAUCAAUGAUUACUGAGGGCCUUCAUGUA